Molecule: messenger RNA, 885 nt
Organism: Postia placenta MAD-698-R-SB12
Lineage: Eukaryota; Fungi; Basidiomycota; Agaricomycetes; Polyporales; Adustoporiaceae
Exons: 6
Coding region: 1-885 (294 amino acids)
Cellular component (GO): membrane
Molecular function (GO): serine-type endopeptidase activity
Source: RefSeq, a predicted model, not a curated record
AUGGCGUUUGAAAAUGCGACGGUGACUAAAGGGUUGAUGCUGGGCAUCGCUUUCACAAGCAUUGCCGUGGGGAUUUUCGAUAUCAAGCAUUACGCGAACCUACAGCUAAGCCCUCAUCUGUCGAGGUAUCAUCAAUAUUGGCGCCUUUUUACGUACCAUCUAGCCUGUGUGAACUCCAGCGAUUUGCUCCUGAUUGAACUGCUCCUAUACAACGUCGGCGUGCAGAUCGAACGCUCAUUUGGAAGUGUAAAAUAUGCAUCCUUCCUUGCUGUCUCGACGUUGGUCUCGACGAUCAUCACCUUUCUAUGCCUCCUCAUCUUCCAGAUCUCCCGCGUUACUGGCAACAUGUUCAACAACCUUCACUCAGGCCCCAUAUCUCUCAUCUUCAGCAUCAUGUAUCAAUAUGUGCGACUUGUGCCGCAAGCAUACCAGCUGAAGGUAUUCGGCGCAGUCUUCAGCGAUAAAAUAUGGGUCUAUGUUAUUGCCGGUCAGCUUGCCAUAUCAUGGCUACCCGCCAGUCUUGUGCCAACUCUUAUCGGACUCCUCACGGGAUUCAUAUACAGAUCUGAUAUGCUGCAACUCAAGAGCUGGCGCAUUCCCCAUCGAUUGCAAGUAUUCGCUGAGACCUACCUACAACUGCUACUUGGGGAGGGCCGGAUCAUGAGGCGUUCGAAUCGUGUUUUCCCCGACGCUCGCCUUUCCAAUCGAGCCAAUCAACCAAGCACGUCGGACGCCGAUGUAGUGACAACUGCCCCCCUCCGGAGGAGCCGCAUGCACCCCCAAGAGCGGACUGGAAACCGCCGACAGUCCGACAUUCGGGCUUUGAUGGUGAUGUUCCCGGACGUCGGACAGGAGGCUAUUACGGACGUUGUCCAGCGAAGGUGA